ACCUCACUGGAGAACCUGACUGGCUGCAGAGGAAAGAAUUAACGAUGCCAACAACAAGGUUUCCCCAGCAAAUGGCCCAGCCCGAUCAUCUUCACGAAAACUCACCUGCCCCAGGACUCAGUGCUUCCAGUUAGUUUUUAGAUCCCGCCUCUCGGAAGAUGCACUAUUAUAGAUACUCUAACGCCGAGGUCAGCUGCUGGUAUAAGUACCUCCUUUUCAGCUACAACAUCGUCUUCUGGUUGGCUGGAGUUGUCUUCCUUGGAGUCGGACUGUGGGCAUGGAGCGAAAAGGGGGUGCUGUCCGACCUCACCAAAGUGACCCGGCUGCACGGAAUCGACCCUGUCGUGCUGGUCCUGAUGGUGGGCGUGGUGAUGUUCACGCUGGGGUUCGCUGGCUGCGUGGGGGCCCUGCGGGAGAACAUCUGCCUGCUCAAGUUUUUCUGUGGCACCAUCGUGCUCAUCUUCUUCCUGGAGCUGGCCGUGGCCGUGCUGGCCUUCCUCUUCCAGGACUGGGUGCGGGACCGGUUCCGGGAGUUCUUCGAGAGCAACAUCAGAUCCUACCGGGACGACAUUGACCUGCAGAACCUCAUUGACUCCCUGCAGAAAGCUAACCAGUGCUGCGGUGCCUAUGGCCCUGAAGACUGGGACCUCAACGUCUAUUUCAAUUGCAGCGGCGCCAGCUACAGCCGCGAGAAGUGUGGGGUGCCCUUCUCCUGCUGCGUGCCGGACCCUGCGCAAAAAGUUGUGAACACGCAGUGCGGAUAUGAUGUCAGGACCCAGCUGAAGAGCAAGUGGGACGAGUCCAUCUUCACAAAAGGGUGCAUCCAGGCACUGGAGGGCUGGCUUCCACGCAAUAUUUACAUCGUGGCCGGCGUCUUUAUCGCCAUCUCCCUGCUACAGAUAUUUGGCAUCUUCCUGGCGAAGACCUUGAUCUCGGACAUUGAGGCCGUGAAGGCAGGCCAUCACUUCUGAGGGACAGAGGUGAGCAAGCAGAGCUGAGCCACGCCGUGGAGGCCAGAGCCCUUCCCCAUUGUCACCUCCGUGUCCAGAGGGAGGAAGUGGAUGCACCCAGCCAGAGCCGGAGCCCUGUCUUCGGCAUCAGCGUGACAUGACCUCUCUCUUCUGUUUGCUGGUGCUGAAGGCUGAGGGCCCCCCCCUCUAACCCGCACAAACUUGUGACCGAGACGCUCUCCCCCCGCCACCACUUGGGGUCUACCCAGAGACGGAGAACGUGUCUUUAAGCGGGGCUGGCAACUGAGGGACAGAAGGUUCCUGUGGCUGUGAAGGGGGCCUGACUCAGUUCUCCUGGAGACUGACUCUGUCUGCGGGGCACCCUGACCGCCCCACUCAUGUUAUCGGUGCCGGCCCGGAGGGCAGCCAUCUGCUGUGAGUGGGACAUGGGUGGGGGGGGGGGGGUGGACCAGAAGACACGGACAAGGCUUCUCCCAGCAGCAGAAGGGUGCUGCCUGUAAUUGGGGAGGGGAAGGGACACAAGUGGACCGUGCCAGCGGAGCCUGUGGUGUCUGCACGACUCGGGGAUGUUUGCAGGAUCCUCAGCCACGUUCAAGUAAGCCUGAGCCAUGUGUGGACCGGUGCCACGGAGGACCUCCUCUGCCGCCCCUUCCAGGGCAGGAACUGCCCCUCGUCUCAAUAGCAUUAUGCCCAGAUGGCACGGGGGCAUGGGCAGGGUUCUCCUCUGAGAGUCGGCUCUUCUUUUCUUAAAGCGUGUAAAUAGUUUAUUUAUAGGGAUAAGAAUGUUCUCACACCAUUUCUUCAUUUCCUCUGGCAUUCCCUCUAAGCAGCCUUACGCGGUGUCUGGGACUGAAGCCAUCCCUUUCAGUUCCUUUGAGUGUCUCAAGACCCGACCCCAUCAGCUUCUCCUUUUCAUCCCUAAUGACCCAGGUGCACACGCGCGCUCCCCCUUCCUCCGUGCACCCCCCAGCACACACGCACCCGCGCCCCUCCCCUGCUUGGCCUCACUGUCUUCUGGUCUUGGUGCUACUGAAACUGUCAUCCGGAACUUGAAUCCUGACCUCCCCCCCUCCCCGCUGCGAGGCCGAGGAGCCCCAGCCUGAGAGAGCCGGCCCGGAACCUUUGACCAGGGCAGCUUUCGAGGCCACAUGGUCAGGGCCGCUGGCCGGCCUGGCAUUUGCCUCCCCCGGAGUGAAUCUAGCCCGGCUCCUGCGUGGAGCCGCAGACCCCAGCCUGCAGCUGUGUAGAAGCUCGGGAUGGUUUUUUUUUUUUUUCCUCCCCUAACUUUUGUGAUGACCUCCCCCCACUGUCCCCAAACAGGAUAUCUGUGGUGACCGUGUCUACCCUUCUUGGCAGGGCUAUCCUGGGGCUUGCUCUUGGAAAUGAAGUCUGUCUGAUGUACUGAAUGGUUCCCCCCCCCCCGCCAGGGACAGCUGGGGCAUUUGUGCAUCUCUGGGCUACUUUCUAACGCUUCUCUGGAUCUCGUGCCCGUUCUGUCCUCAUCGUUCAGGGAUCGAGUGCUACCUUCACUUACUCGCAGAAGUGUACAUGCUAGUGUGGUGUAUCCUGGUGGGUGUUUGUUGAUGAUGUUAUGAUACAGUUUUUUUGUUGUUGUUGUUGUUGUUGUUUUUAUAGUUUUCUCUGUAGACUAGAGGAAGAAGGAUGCUUGUGUUUUCAGGAAGUGUAAUGCUUUUCUUUGACCGCCAAACUCUUUUAUGGAAUAUAUCUUUGUAUUAA
Prionailurus viverrinus (fishing cat) is the source of this 2708-nucleotide messenger RNA. RefSeq names its product tetraspanin 14 (gene TSPAN14). The coding region runs from base 159 to 971 and encodes 270 amino acids. The transcript is spliced from 9 exons. Gene Ontology annotation, biological process: protein localization to plasma membrane; protein maturation; regulation of vascular endothelial growth factor signaling pathway. Gene Ontology annotation, cellular component: membrane. The record is from RefSeq and is a predicted model, not a curated record. NCBI's taxonomy places the organism in Eukaryota, Metazoa, Chordata, Mammalia, Carnivora, Felidae.